This is a messenger RNA of Lineus longissimus, 829 nucleotides long. Its product is annotated as GLIPR1-like protein 1. The record is from RefSeq and is a predicted model, not a curated record. Lineage: Eukaryota; Metazoa; Nemertea; Pilidiophora; Heteronemertea; Lineidae. Bases 113 to 718 code for a protein of 201 amino acids. The transcript has 6 exons. Gene Ontology annotation, cellular component: extracellular region.
CUGUCAUUUAAAGCUGAGGUCGGACGCGGCACACCUCACUCCAGUCCAAGGUUGGAAGGUGACUGUAUCUUACUAGAAUUUGGAGGCAAUUUAACCAUUCCUAGAAAGGAAAAUGAAUAUCCAAGUGUUUUUGUUGCUGGUUGUGGUGGUUGUCGGAUUGGCCAAGGCUGGUAAAGCUGUGAAGGCGACCCCAGCAUUUGAUGCUGUGAAAUUUAAAAAGGACAUGCGAAAGUAUCAUACAAGAUUUAGAAAAGGUGAAAACGCUGCAGACAUGAAGAGAAUGAAAUAUGACGACAGUCUAGCUUCCUGGGCUCAGAAAUGGACAGAUCGUUGUGAAUGGACACAUGGCCACGUCGAUGGAGAAAGCGAAGCAAUGGGGACAUAUGUCGGCCAAAACAUGUGGAUGAGUACCGGCACUAACCCAGCGCGUGUCGGCAAGAAAGCUGUUACUGCCUGGUUUAAUGAGAAGAAGAAUUACGAUUUAUCAAAUGACAAAUGUGAUCCUGGGACAAUGUGCGGCCAUUAUACACAGAUCGUUUGGUCCAAGACUACCAAGGUUGGUUGUGGCUACAAGCUAUGCAGAUGUGAGACUGGCAAGAAGGGUGACUUCGCUUGCUUAAAGGAAAGCAGCAAACCUUACUCUUGGAUGUUUGUAGUUUGCGACUACUCCCCGGGAGGUAACUACGCGGGAGUUAGUCCGUACACAAAGAAGUCCUAAAACCUGAAUCAAGUCACGGAGUAGAGUACUCUCGCAAUGGACACCACAGUCCUAUUUAAUGUUGAACUAAUAUGAGCCGUAAAUAAAUGAUGAAAUAUUGACUCAAUAGAA